Trichoderma citrinoviride is the source of this 606-nucleotide messenger RNA. Its product is annotated as clathrin adaptor complex. Lineage: Eukaryota; Fungi; Ascomycota; Sordariomycetes; Hypocreales; Hypocreaceae. The coding region runs from base 13 to 606 and encodes 197 amino acids. Gene Ontology annotation, cellular component: COPI vesicle coat. The transcript has 3 exons. Gene Ontology annotation, biological process: intra-Golgi vesicle-mediated transport; intracellular protein transport; retrograde vesicle-mediated transport, Golgi to endoplasmic reticulum. The record is from RefSeq and is a predicted model, not a curated record.
AAACCGCCCGCCAUGUCCCCCGGAAUGACCCUCUUCGCCGUCCAGGCAAUCCUCAUCCUCGGCACCGAAGAUGGCUCACGGAUAUUCGCCAAAUACUUUUCUCCGCCGCACGCCGCUCCCACAGGCGGCGCAAGCAUACCAAGCCACCCGUACACCGAUCUGAAGGCGCAGAAGGCGUUCGAAAAGGGCCUCAUUGACAAGACGGCCAAGCAGACGGGCGACAUCAUCCUCUACGACAACCGGAUCGUGCUGUACAAGAUGGAGUCCGACGUCAUGCUGUACGUCGUUGGCGCUGCCGACGAGAACGAGAUUCUGCUCUACAACACCGUGCUGGCUCUGCGUGACUCUCUUCAUCUGCUGUUCAAGCAAUCCGUGGACAAGAGGACCAUUAUCGAAAACUACGACCUCGUCUCGCUUGCAAUCGACGAGAUUGUCGACGACGGCAUCAUCCUGGAGACGGACCCGACCAUCAUCGUCCAGCGCGUCAGCCGCGCGCCCACUCAGGAUGUUCCCCUGGGACGCAUCGACUUUAGCGAACAGGGUGUCAACAACUUGGCACAGCUGGGCAAGUCGAAGCUGUCAGAUUGGCUGCGCCAGGGGCUGUAA